UCAGUGAAGUAGUCUUUUAUUUCCCGGAGUCAUGUUUUUGUUUCUUUCUAUGAUGAUAAAUUUCUCAGAAACAUAUGUAACAUUUUAUUUCAUAUUUGGCAUGUUAGUUUGAACAUUUCAUCGUGUGUUCUCUGCACCUGUCGAGAUGAGUGACUACGACAUGUCACUUGAAAAAAGACUAAAAUCUUUUCUCGGUCGACGCCGGACUUAUUAUGAAGAUAGUGAUGAUGAAGACAUCGACGAUGAUGAUAGUGAUAAGGAGAUAGAAAAGGAUAUUCAAAAGGAUUCAUGUAUAAAAGAAAAGUUUUCAUUUUAUUCAAACUUCCAUGGUAAUAAGAUUCGGAAACGUUAUGGUGGAGAAAAAAUCAAAUCAGGACUUCGAGUAAUACGAUCACGAUCAUGGACACCUCCAAACGAUUACAUACUUGAAAAGGAAGAUCCUGAAAUUGGCACUAUUAUCAAUGUUGCAAAAGGUGGUGUUGUCAAGGUCCAAUGGGACUCAUCGGAUAGUACUGACACAUGUAAAAAAGGAGAGAAUGGUCAAUUUAAUCUUCUUUUAUUGGACAAUGCGCAAAUUGGUGUUAUGCAUUUACAUGUACAGUGUGAUGGAUGCGGAGAACAUCCUCUAAGGGGAAUACGAUGGAAAUGUCGUAAUUGUGCAAAUUAUGACCUAUGCACAAGUUGUUAUAUGGAUGAUGAACAUGACGUUAAUGGUCAUACAUUUAAAAGAAUCCAAAGUGAAAAUGCUAAGGGCGAGCAGAUGAUAUCAAGAAGUAGACAAGAGAAUUAUACUGCGGCAACUGGUAUAGGAAAAGGUGCAAUAGUUAAACUUCGAAGUGAUGAUAAACACGAGGGUAUUGUUCAAGAGCUUCUGAACAAGAAGAUAGAUGCAUUUAGAUCGGAUGCAAAAGUGAAAUGGAACGACAGUGAAGGACGAUAUGCUGUAGGCACGGACGGGAAAUGUGACUUGAAAUUUAGGAAAGAAGGCAAAGGUCUAUUGUAUUAUGCGGAUCACCUGCCUGUUGUUUCAAGCGACUCUGCUUUCAAAGGACUACGAGUUGUACGAGGUCCAGCAUGGAAGGAAAAUAAUAAAGACGAUGGAGGAUUGGGAUAUGUUGGAACAAUUGUAAAGGUUCAUAAGAAACCAUCAAGAAAUACCACAAUGGAGGACAAAUCAAUGCAAGAUCAAGGAACAUCAAGAGAUCAGAAGAAAAAAUCGCAGAUCGUUGAUGUUCAAUGGGAUAAUGGAAACAUUCGCCAAUAUGAUGUACAGAAUGAAGUGCUUCGAAUUUUAGACAAUGGACCUUUAGGCGUUGAACAUGAAUAUUGCUGUGACAUAUGUAAUGAACCAGAUGAAAACAAAUGCAUUAAAGGUUUCAGGUGGCAAUGUUUGGAUUGUGAGGAUUAUAAUUUAUGCCAUAAGUGUUAUAUGGAAGAUAAACAUGAAGCAACGCACAGGUUUCAAAGAGUUGUUGCACCAAACAAAUGGGAACAAACUUCCACAUUUACUAGAGAAAAUUCGAAGAGGGUUCAAUCAUAUGGAAUUUUCAAGGGUGCACAGGUGGUUGAAUUUGAUGCUCAGAUUUCGGACGAAUCAACACCAAAUGAAGCAACUGGAAAGGUAACAGAAAUUUGUAAUUGCAAAAUGGACAAUGGACGAAGCGAGGUCGAAGUAAAAUGGUCAUUGAGAAAUGAUAAACGGCAUGAAACUACAAGCACACAUGAUAUACUGGAAUUGCAAAGCACAAAGGGAUUUUGGAUUUACGUAUAUCAUGAGCAUCUUCCGAUCUUAGGAAAGGGUUUUCGUGGAUAUUUUGACGUUGACUUUGUAUUUGAUAACACCAAACCAACGAAAAAGAUAAAAGUAACAAUUUGGCGAAAUAUCCAACAAGAAAAAAAAGUAAAAACCUUUAAACCCAGCUUGUUUAUUGUAUUCGCUGAUCACCCUGAAGUUGAAAAAAGAGAUGGAACUCAACCAAAAGAAGACAAUAUAAAAAAACUGGUUGAAGAAGUCAUGGAAUUUGCAAAAAAGACACGAUUACCAUGCCUUGUUGCAGGAAGAAAGGUUAUGUUUUACGGUGGAUCAUCCAACUCUGUUUUUAUUCACUACAAAACAGACAAGGAUAUUAUUCAGGAACUUGUUAAAAAAGGAUUCAAACAGUUUGAACGAGGUGAUGUUGCGAAAGACGAGGACGAUAUUCAAUAUUUUCAACGAAUGGCAGAAUAUGUUUACGGAGAAACAGUUUUGCCAGUCAUUAUUUCACUAAGAAAGGGUGCAUUUAGGAAACAGGUGAUGCGCAGUGCUGCACAAUCUCAAAUACCGAUAAUUCGAUUUAAGAAACAUUCAUUUGAUGUUACUGUUUUGACACCCGUGAAGUUUACUAACAAUGAAAGAUCAGUUAAGAUGACAGAACAUAAUACAAAUGUUAAGAAUCCAUGGAGUGUCCAGAAAUCGAAAUCAAAGUUUUAUGAUAUAGGACGCUAUGAUAAUGAGGAUGAUCCAGACGAAAUAGCAUUCCUCUCAGAGGGUCCAUCUGACUUCAAAGAUAAUUUCGAUGCUAUAAUAUGCUAUUAAAUAAUUGGAGUGUCGAUGGAAAGCAAGUCUCAGAAAAAGGGGAAAUACACUGAUAUAUAUCCGAAUGCAUUAUCAAUGUACCUUUUAAAGGAAGGAAAAUGGAAGAUUCCAAAAGAACACAUAACGAAGUCG
Molecule: messenger RNA, 2707 nt
Organism: Mytilus trossulus (common blue mussel)
Lineage: Eukaryota; Metazoa; Mollusca; Bivalvia; Mytilida; Mytilidae
Exons: 21
Coding region: 146-2575 (809 amino acids)
Biological process (GO): protein ubiquitination
Cellular component (GO): cytoplasm
Molecular function (GO): ubiquitin-protein transferase activity; zinc ion binding
Source: RefSeq, a predicted model, not a curated record